UGGGAAGGCCGCAUACUGCGGGGUGUGAAGGGGCCGGAGCAGCUGAAGAGUUGCGAGUCGGCGAAACCGGCGGGAAGUUCGUAUUGAGCGGAAGGCGACGGGUCUGCAGCUCGGGAAAUCCUCUGAAAAGGAACAAGGAGAUUUGAGACACAUCGAUUUCAUAUUCUCUGAAACUCGGAGACUUCUUUUACUCUGAACCAGAAAAUAAGAGGGGCUGCCAAGUGCAGUGAAGGUAUAUACAUAGAAGAGGAAUUGUUGGGUCAGGUAGCAGCUGCUGCAGAACAGAUUUCAGAAUGGCUGAAGCACUGGCCCAUGUGUGAGAACUCCACUUGCUCCACCCCCUUACCAGCGCUCAGUGCGUCAGCCUCUCGGGCUUGAGAUCUUCACAACUUCUAGGGGAUAGUGAAAAUGCCUCGUGUAAAAGCAGCUCAAGCUGGAAGACAGGGCCCUGCAAAGAGACGUCUUGCAGAACAUUUUGCAGCCGGGGAGAUAAUCACUGACAUGAACAAAAAGGAAUGGAAACUAGGAUCAUCCAUUGGCCAAGGUGGCUUUGGUUGUAUAUAUCUUGCUGAUGUGAAUUCUUCAAAAUCGGUGGGCAGCGAUGCACCCUGUGUUGUAAAAGUGGAACCCAGUGACAAUGGACCUCUUUUUACUGAAUUAAAGUUCUACCAGCGAGCUGCCAAACCAGAACAAAUUCAGAAAUGGAUUCGUACCCAUAAACUGAAGUACCUGGGUGUCCCUAAGUAUUGGGGGUCUGGUCUACAUGAAAAAAAUGGAAAAAGUUACAGGUUUAUGAUAAUGGAUCGCUUUGGGAGUGACCUUCAGAAAAUAUAUGAAGCAAAUGCCAAAAGGUUUUCUCGGAAAACUGUCUUGCAGCUAAGCUUAAGAAUUCUGGAUAUUCUGGAAUAUAUUCACGAGCAUGAGUACGUACACGGAGAUAUCAAGGCCUCAAAUCUUCUUCUCAGCUACAAGAAUCCUGACCAGGUGUACUUGGUAGAUUAUGGCCUUGCUUAUCGGUACUGCCCAGAAGGAAUUCAUAAAGAAUACAAAGAAGACCCCAAAAGAUGUCACGAUGGCACAAUUGAAUUCACCAGCAUCGAUGCGCACAAUGGUGUGGCCCCAUCAAGACGUGGUGACCUGGAAAUCCUUGGUUAUUGCAUGAUCCAGUGGCUUAGUGGCCAUCUUCCUUGGGAGGAUAAUCUGAAAGAUCCCAACUAUGUUAGAGAUUCCAAAAUUAGAUACAGAGAAAAUAUUGCAGGUUUGAUGGACAGAUGUUUUCCUGAGAAGAACAAGCCAGAUGAAAUUGCUAAGUACAUGGAAACAGUGAAAUUACUGGAUUAUGCUGAAAAACCUCUUUAUCAAAAGUUACGAGAUACUCUUUUGCAAGGACUGAAAGCUAUAGGAAGUAAGGAUGACAGCAAGCUGGACCUCAGUGUUGUGGAGAAUGGAAGUUUGAAAGCAAAAACAAUAACAAAGAAGAGAAAGAAAGAAAUAGAGCAGAGCACACAACCUGGUGUUGAAGAUAUGGAAUGCUCAGAUACACAGACAGAAGAGGCCACACAAACCCGUUCGAGAACCAGGAAGAGAGUCCAGAAGUAAAUCAAAUACUGUGAACCAGUUUUUCUUUUCUUCCUUUCAUUUGACUCUUUCCUUCUUUCAUUUGACUUUUCCUCUUUUUCUGUAUUAAGUGUUUUAUUUUCAUGUGAGUCUUGUGGAGUGGGGGAAACAAUGAAGUACCUAUGUCUUUGAAAAGCAGACUUUUUUUUAUUAAAUACUUUGUAGAAUUUACUAAAGCCUAAUUUAUAAAAUUUCACAGUAUUAAGGUUAUACCCUUGAAGCUGUCCCAUGCUGUGUGUUUGAGGUUCUGGGGUACAUAUAAGAAAUAUUACUAUGACAUGCACUUUUCUAAUCGUUGUAUAUUUCCUACAGUGUAUAAAAUGUUUAGCAAAAUCCUUACUUUUAAGGAAAUACACAACUUAAAAUAAAGGUCUCUUUUUGCUUGAUACAAA
This is a messenger RNA of Orcinus orca (killer whale), 2009 nucleotides long. It is a transcript of the gene VRK1, whose product is annotated as VRK serine/threonine kinase 1. Gene Ontology annotation, molecular function: protein serine/threonine kinase activity; ATP binding. The record is from RefSeq and is a predicted model, not a curated record. Gene Ontology annotation, biological process: peptidyl-serine phosphorylation; signal transduction. Bases 409 to 1599 code for a protein of 396 amino acids. Gene Ontology annotation, cellular component: cytoplasm; nucleus. The transcript is spliced from 15 exons. Lineage: Eukaryota; Metazoa; Chordata; Mammalia; Artiodactyla; Delphinidae.